Messenger RNA from Caenorhabditis remanei, 1425 nucleotides. RefSeq lists its product as uncharacterized. The transcript is spliced from 4 exons. Lineage: Eukaryota; Metazoa; Nematoda; Chromadorea; Rhabditida; Rhabditidae. Bases 1 to 1425 code for a protein of 474 amino acids. The record is from RefSeq and is a predicted model, not a curated record.
AUGCGCAAGAAAUAUAAAGACGCCAGAAAUACACUGAGGUAUUUGAAAUCCUCCCUUGAUCUCCCAUUUCUCCUAGAAAUCAGUCCAAAACGUCUUGAAAUUCCGUCGGAAGGUGUGCUAGAAGUGACCAUCAAGAAUCCAACGAACGACACUCAAGAUGUCUAUUGUCAAUUUGAUUCCUUUUAUUUUUUGGUUGAUUUCAAGACGGCUAAUCCAUGGGGACAACAAGGGGACACCCUCUCUGCGGCGUACGGUCUUUAUGAGCUGGCACCGGGAGAAUCGUGUCGUUUGACGAUUGGAUAUGAGAAUGGAAGGUACCCCGAAUUCGAAUGGGGGCCGUGUAACAAAAAUUGUGGCUUGGAAGAGGACAUGGAGGAGGAGAUGAAGGUUAUGAGAGCACGAAUGGAAUCCAAAGGGAACAUCUAUUACAAUUGUGACCGUCCUGAAGGGUACUUGAGGGUUAUGCAUAAAAAUAGGGCUGAAACAAGGAAAGAUGUGAAAUGGGCGGUACGAGAGGAGCAGUUGCAUUUGGUGGAGGAGACGGAAAAGUAUCAAGAGUUGAAGAAGAAAUAUUUGAAGAUCCGAGAAGACCAAAAACGUAGGACUCGCUGGGGUGAAGUCCUCCGUACCAAUAAAUUUGGAACCCAUCGGAUUUACAAAAAAGAUGAUGAUUUGGAAGGAUACGUGCCUAGCAAUGAAUUAGAUUUCUGGGAGAGAGUGAUGGCGGAUAAGACUAUUCCAAAGGAUUUGGAAGAAUUCGAUGGGAUGUCUGAUGAAGAAGUUCAGAAGGCGAAAAUGGAGAAGCGAAAGGAGUUUUUCGAAACGGAUAGUGAUGGAGACGAGCGAUUGAAGGUGGAACUCAUGAUGACUGAGAUUGAGGAUGCGUGGGGGAAACAUUGUCGGUGUGAGAUGCCUGAACAUUAUACUAAAAAAGUUGGAGAGGGGUACAAGGAUCCUAGGGCAAAGAAGCUUUACGUGAAGAAGAAACCAGUGGAGAACGAUGACUGGCGUAGGGACAAACCAUGGUACCCUGCUGUACGAAGAAUAUUCCAGAUGUCAGAAAAUUCGGAAUCUUCUGAAACGCCAGAUGUGCCUACUCCUGAAACCCCCGACAAAUCCAAAUCCCAGAACACCAAAUCAUCCCAAAAAUCUAAAACCUCGGAAACCUCCAAAACCUCCGAGGAGUCCGAAAUUCCAAAGAAAUCCGUUGAGCCCCAUAAAUCUCCCAUACCAAAAUCGACUAUCUCCCCAGCUAGACCCUCAGAAACCAUUUCGGAGGAGAAACCAAGAAAAGCGGCAGAGGUACCCCAGCCGAUACCGAUGAGUGUGACGACGACGCCGGAGAAGAAGAUUGUGGAGACGAAGAAGAUGGUUGUGGAAAAAAAGAAAAAGAAGAAAAAGAAUCCGUGUUGCUCGAUUUGUUGA